GAAAAAGGGAGAGGGGGAAAAAGGAAGAGAGUAAAUGGAUGAAAGUAAAGAGCAAGAGCGAGAGCGAGAGAGGAAACGGAGAGAGAAUAAGGCCUGGCAUACAUGAAGGGUGAAUACAGAAAUGGAGUAACUGAAAAAGGGGAAAAGGGGAUCGAUCGAUUGGCUGAUAGCAAUGGAGGACAUGAGACUAGAGUGGAAGCGAGAGCGACUCUCUGCGAUGGCUCGACGAGGGCUCGAUCUCGACGACACGACACGCGCGUCGACGAGUGCAACGAGAAAUCGGCCAAGAGGACGUGAAAACGGGCGGUGAAGGUCUGGCGCGGAUGUGCUGGCACGAGUGCUGGUGCUGGUACUGGUGCUGGUGCUUAAUGCGAUAAUCGCCAGUGAUGACAAUGAGACGGCAUCUACGCGUACUCCGAUGAGAGCUUUCUCCAUAUUAUCGUGGUCUGAGCGCUCAAAAAUGGCAUCAGGUUUGCCGAGUGUUCAUCAAAAGAAGCUUGGACCAGCGCCGAUAGCAUCCUUCGAAGACUUAUCCGAGGAAGUGGAAAACGGAGAAUCGGCGGCAGCGGCGGCGGCGGCGGCGGCGGCAGCAGCGGUAGCGGCAGGGCGAAUGCCGGGUAUCGUCGAGGUCACCACACCGGCAACGCCUGGUAGUUCGCUCAAAACGCCUAGCACGCCACGAAUUGAUAUCAGUAGAGCAAGCAGUUCUUCGCAUCAUGAGGAUAGUAAUUCCAGGGAUUCGUCACCUGAACGAGAACUUCUCGCAGGUGCUGAUCCUCCGUCCGGUUGUAAGCUGACCCUGGGCUACAAGGAGGACGCUCAAGAUCUCAGAUCUUCUACAGAGGAGCUGGAUCUACAGGAUCCCGUCCACGAACAGGAUCUCAGACGGGAGUCUAAAAGGCGAAAGCGAAAGGAGACCGAUGGAUCCCAAUCGGAUUACAGUGGCAAGCAGCUGCAGGGUCAGGAUCGUGAACGCAAAGACAGUAACUGCUCGGAGAUAUGCUUGCUCAACAUCAGCGGUAGAACGUCUAGACUAUCAUCGGUUGGUAGCCAAGGCUCCGGCGUCUCCGGGAAGCUGUCAGUCAUGUCGGCGACUUCCUCCAGAUCUCCCAGUCCUCACAAAUGUCUACUGGAGACAUCGUUCUGCGGAAACAAGCCAACGCUGGUUGACAAUCUGAUAGAGCCGUCGAAACCGGAGACCGAUGAUCUCGAGAAGAUACUCUUGAAGCGAGAGGCCGAUACUACGAAGGCGUUGAUUCCCGAGAGUAUUAAGGUGCCUAUAGUAGGUGGCAACCUGAAGCCAGAUCCGUUGGACAAGCCCAGAAGACGCGGUCGUGAGGAGCGGAAGGAAAUCUUUAAACGAGAAGUGGAAAUCACCAAAAGAUUUCUGGAGAAAGUUAAUAUAGAGGUACCGAUCAUCAAAAAAUCGAGCGAACAACAAGGAUCGAUACUAGAACAACAGCAUUUACAACAACAACAACAACAACAACAACAACAACAACAACAACAGCAAUAUCAAUCAACAAAGAUUCAAAUCCAGGAAGUUCAGAAACCCGCAACACUCGAUUUCAAUGACAAAAGAAAGAAAUCUCAAAACUUUAAGGAGAUUGUACAGACGACGCCUACAACGAGUAGCCUCACCGGAAGUCCUAAAUUGCCGAGACAUCAAAAAAUCCGUGAUCUGGAAGGCUCACGAACGCCCAGUCCGUCGUCCGUGUCCAGAAAAAGUAGUUUUGCUUCAUUGUUCAAGACUAGAACCGACGGUAACGUUUUGAGUCCGGAGUCACCAUCAACAAGUACAAAACCACGACGAAGUCUGACGUCGAAAUUGAAGGACACUACGGAGAGUUUGAGAAGUCGUUCAAAGUCACGUGAGAGAGUCUCCAUCGAUAAGAGUUCAAUCUUGAAAAAGGACUCGAAGAAUAAAGGAAUGUUUUCAUCUACGCUGAGCUUGUUCAAGAAACGAGAGAGGAAGAAGAGUUACGAUGAGGCAAUCGCGGCCUCGUGCGACCUCGAAGUCGCUAGUGGGGACGAACAUCCGUCUCUAGAGAGCAUCGGUCAUGUGGAGUUUACAUUCAAUAUGGAAAAGGAAAAAAAUCGUCAGGACGAUUCGAUCUUCAUUAGUUUGCAUGCCGAUGACAGAAAUUAUGAGGAAGCCUUACCGUCGGAGAGCGUUUCGAUACCGUUGGAAACGCCGACUAAACUACUAGAUGAAUAUGAGUCUGAGGGGCCGCAUACGGGUAGCAUUAUCACAGAGGUGUCGAUCGAGCAUCAUCCAACGCUGCCGUCAUCGAUCGCUAAGAUUAGGACCGAGGCGCAGAUCGAAACGGUUACAGUUACGGCAGCGCAGACCGCAUCCAGAAGUUCGUCCAGAGAUACCCGGCUUCCACAGAGCGCCUCAAAAGACUUGCACAUACUGAAUAGUUCCAAGAUUAGUGCGCAAGCUAUCAAAACAAUCGAAACGCCACCACCAGCCAAGUCAUCGAUUAUAGCUAAACCAGAUAUUAAACUAGAAAUCAAAUCGGAAAUUAAGUCGACAGAUUUGCAAAUAUCCAGCGGUUUGUUGAGAGAAUCGACUGGCAAAAAGUCGGACGUAACGAAGCCGAAGAGAAAAAGCAAAGAGAAUCAACAGCAACAGCAGCCAGAAUUAUCCGAGAGAAUAAACGUCGAUGUAAUGAUGCAGCAGAAAAGGAGCUCAGCAGAAUCUUCUCGAGUUGCUAAAGAAACUAAAAAACUCGAUGACAAGAUCGGUAAAUCUCUAGACCAGGAAGAUCUAGUAAAAACGCCCAGUGUAAUAUCUGAUCUGGAUCACAACAGUUCCGAAUCCGAGAGAGAUUCGGAAAUUGAGUUUAUUCGUAAUAAGGUCGAGAAAUUGACCGAGGAGUUGCCGGAUGAGCGAAAAGGUCUCUUCUACGAAGAGAGUUUUGAGGAGGAUCUUCCAUAUGUACCGACAACUUUGCCAUUAGAAAAGAGCGUCGCUGUACCUAUUCUGCCAGUUAAACAACGACUUCAGGAAGUAAGGACGAUUCCAAUCGAGAGACCGCGUUCAACGACGCCAAUAAAUCCGACCCUGCUGGACGAGUUUGUAAUGCAGACAUCAUUGGACGAGCGGCGUGUGGAGCGGAUGAAAAUAUCUCUCCCGCGAGAAGAUAGCUUUAAGCUGAAGAGCCCGCGGCGGCAAUAUACCAGUACAGCGAAUACGUUCACCGAAUUUGCGGGCAAAGUGCCACCGGAUGGUGGCCGCAAAGGCGCUACCAAUCAAGGAAAAUCACCUAGUCCACCUCCACUGCCACCGAGAGCAUCAGCAGCGGCAGCAACAACGGCAGCGGCAGCGGCAGCGGCGGCAGCAGCAGCAGCAGCAGCAGCAGCAGCAGCAGUAACAGCAACAGCAUCAUCAUCAGCAUCAGCAUCAUCAUCGUCAGCGACAGCAGUAGUGCGGCCGAGCAAUUGGAUCAACUUCGAAGAGAUACCGGAGAAGCGAAAGGCACCGAAACGGAUACAGACGAUACCGCGGCCAGAGGACGAGAUCGCAAAGACUAUCAGCGGUGGUUACAACUACGUGCAACCGGAAGAGUGCAAGUGCGAGUGCCACGAGGAGUCUAGGCGAGCGUCCAUGCGGGAGGCAGCGGCGGCGGGAACUUCCUCUUGCAGCAGCAAUGGCGAGCGACCGUGCAAUGGUGAAAAUUGCACGGCGCCGACUACCGGCGGUGGUAGCUCGGUCGACCGCGCCAGUAUCGUCAGUGACAGUUCGCUGGAGUGCUCGCUGAGCCUCGACGAUGGCCAGAGCACGCAGGUGCUUCUCGGCAACUCGGCGAAACCCUUCGCAAUGGAUCUCGACGUGCAUUCCAACAGGUCGAGCAUCAUAUCGCAAGAGGAAAACGACGAGAAUCAGCACCAAUAAUAAUAAUUGUAAUAAUAAUACUCGCAUAGCGCACCUUCACGCCUUAGGAUCUUUGGAUUUUCCUUCUCUAAAUGUAUAGAAAGAUGAAUCCAAGUUCCUCUGCUACGAGUCAAAGGGCGAUUCGAUUCCGAAAGAGACGUGCGUCGCGUUUUCGUCGCAUUUUCUUUCAGAAAAGUUUUCAGAAAGAUUGAACGAAUGAUAUUACAAUGGCAUUAGUUUUAUACACUUUUCGGUAGGUCAUAGCGGUUGCACGAUAAAAUUUCCGAUAAAAUUUUGAAAGCGUAUCGCUCGCGUCUUCGAAAUCGAAUUUCGAGAUGUCUUUUGUCUUUAGCGUCACGCAAUUGUUUAUCUGUACGACACUGUACGUUAAUUGGACCAUUUUCGCAUAAUCGCACCUCGUCAGAUUUAUACACUUUCGCAUCUCGCGUUAAUAUCGUUGUAAUAUGUAUACCAUCGUAUAUCGCGGUUCUUUUCUUUUCUUUCUCGUAACUCUCCUUUAGCAUUAUUUUGAGUCGCGCUCAAAUUACGACUAUUACGACUUCUUAAAAUUGAAAAGCGUAUUUCUUUAUAUCAUCUCAAAUCUAUCCUCGUAAGGGAAAGAGUGUUGCGUGUCACCUAAUUCAUUUGAAGAAUAACCGCGGACGACAUUUUAUUUUACAAGUUUAAAAGUUUAUCACACGUACGCACGUGUUUAUACUUUAUUAGAAGCAGAUCUAGAGGCACCCUAGAGGAUGGUGGCUCGCUGUUUUUACUAAUCUCUACAAAUUAGUCACUAGUUUUCUCUAAUGAAAGAGAAUCUUACCGUCACGAAAUACUGACGAAAUGCUCGGCGGGCAUCGCUCGUAUUUCGUUCUCUUCCU
Wasmannia auropunctata (little fire ant) is the source of this 4761-nucleotide messenger RNA. RefSeq lists its product as uncharacterized. Lineage: Eukaryota; Metazoa; Arthropoda; Insecta; Hymenoptera; Formicidae. The transcript has 11 exons. Bases 419 to 3901 code for a protein of 1160 amino acids. The record is from RefSeq and is a predicted model, not a curated record.